This is a messenger RNA of Aspergillus ochraceoroseus IBT 24754, 216 nucleotides long. RefSeq lists its product as uncharacterized. The transcript is spliced from 2 exons. The record is from RefSeq and is a predicted model, not a curated record. The coding region runs from base 1 to 216 and encodes 71 amino acids. Lineage: Eukaryota; Fungi; Ascomycota; Eurotiomycetes; Eurotiales; Aspergillaceae.
AUGGCUUCGAACAACUGCAAGGCCAACACCUUCCACGACGAUGCUGCCUCCACAUACAGCGCUACCUCCACAACCACCCUCACGAAGGAGAAGAAGGAAGCAACCAGAAAGUGGUUGUCCAAGAACAAGGCCAAGAAGAGCCCGAAACCUCCGAUGACCCAAGCAGAGAGGGCCGAGAAAGCCCUCCAUACCGAAGCCCUGGCCGAUGUUUUUUAA